AACAUUAAAUAUGUAUGCAGCAGCUAGUUUGCUACCAGAUUGCGCCAACAGAGGAAAAGUUUGACGAAGAAACACGGCGUCAACCAAGUCAACUUUUGAGGAAAGCGGAUCAUCAUGGAGUUUGAGGAGUCGGGCAUCGGGGAGGAGUGCGGCGUGUUCGGCUGUGUGGCCGCGGGGGACUGGCCCACCCAGCUGGAGGUGGCCCAGGUACUGACGCUCGGACUAGUGGCGCUGCAGCACAGGGGUCAGGAGAGCGCAGGGAUUGUCACCAGCAAUGGAGCUUCACCUCCAACGUACACCACCUUGAAGGGUAUGGGCUUGGUGAACACUGCCUUCCAGCCAGAGGACUUGCUGAAGCUUCGCCAUGGGAACCUGGGUAUCGGCCACACCCGCUACUCCACCACAGGAAUCUCUGAGCUGCAGAACUGCCAGCCCUUUGUGGUCGACACUCUGCAUGGCAAGAUUGCCGUGGCGCACAAUGGAGAGCUAGUGAAUGCUGCAACACUGCGCAAACGGGUGAUGCGGCAUGGUGUGGGUCUCUCCACCAGCUCGGACAGUGAGCUGAUCACUCAACUGCUGGCGCUGACUCCGCCCAUGGAGGAGCUGGACUCCCCUGAUUGGGUUGCCAGAAUAAAGAACCUGAUGACAGAGACACCCACCUCCUACUCGCUGCUGGUGAUGUACACAGACGUCAUUUACGCUGUGAGAGACCCGUAUGGCAACCGGCCCCUCUGCAUUGGCAGGCUCGUCCCCAUCUCCAAACUGCACAGCGCAGGAGCAGGGGAUGGAGACACAGAGGGCUGGGUGGUGUCAUCAGAGUCCUGCAGCUUCCAGUCCAUCGGUGCACGGUACUAUCGUGAGGUUGAGCCUGGGGAGAUCGUGCAGAUCUCUAAACAUGGAGUGAAGACCCUGAGCGUCGUACCCCGGCCAGAGGGAGAUCCUCCUGCCUUCUGCAUAUUUGAAUAUGUUUACUUUGCCAGGCCGGACUCCAUAUUUGAAGGUCAGAUGGUGUAUAGCGUCCGGCAGCGCUGUGGACGCCAGCUUGCCAUUGAGGCCCCCACAGAUGCAGAUGUGGUCAGCACUGUACCAGAAUCGGCCACACCCGCCGCACUGGGCUACGCCCAGCAGGCAGGGUUGCCCUACGUGGAGGUGCUGUGUAAGAACCGCUAUGUCGGACGCACCUUCAUUCAGCCCAACACUCGCCUCCGACAGCUGGGGGUGGCCAAGAAGUUCGGCGCCUUGACUGACAACUUUGCCGGGAAAAGGGUGGUCCUGAUCGAUGACUCCAUCGUCAGGGGCAACACGAUAUCGCCAAUCAUCAAACUGCUGAGGGAAGCUGGAGCCACCGAGGUGCACAUUCGUGUGGCUUCGCCGCCCAUCCGGUUCCCCUGCUACAUGGGCAUCAACAUCCCCACCAAAGAGGAGCUCAUCGCCAACAAGCCAGAGUUCCAGGACAUCGCUGGCUACAUCGGGGCCACCAGUGUACGCUACCUGUCUGUGGAAGGGCUGGUGGCUGCGGUUCAGGGUGGAAUCCCACUGCAGAAGGAUCGGAGGAUCGACUCCAACAGCAAGGCCAGCAGCAGGGUGGGGCACUGCACUGCCUGCCUUACAGGGAAAUACCCUGUGGAGCUGGAGUGGUGACCACGAGACUGCAACCUGACCACGACCGCAGAGCUGGAGUGGUAACCUCAUGACCACGGCCAUAAUUCUAACCUAACCAACCCACCUAACCGUGAAGCUCGCUGUGGAGAAGGUGUGCUGACAUACGCCCAUAACCUCAGAGCAGAACCUAACCCUGCCUGUGUGUGAAGUACCACACAGAGCCCGAAUGACCAGGCCUCACUCACACGCAAGGACUAAACAUGCAAACAUAGCACAUGCACAUGCAAGUAUCAAAGACAACUACGACACCCACAACCCACAACUCAAGCAUUAUACAAGCGCAGCCCACAGGUCAAGCCAAAGCAUUAUCUGUUUUAAUGCAUGUUGAAUUUCAUAUUAACACUGUACUUGUUGAUACAGAGAGCACUCUCUCUCUGGGUAAAUUUACACAGCUGUGUAGCAGUGAGGUCCUUAAAGCCUAGAGCUACACAAAGCGAUUCCACCACACUGCAGCUCACAGGAAAUACCAGUUUUAUUGAGCCACACUGACUGAAGCCUUAAUUAGUCCAUUUAUGGCAUUCCUGCAAGAUACACCGUUGCUGAUGUUUUAAUACCCCUGUACAUUUCUGGAUAACUGAAUACU
Molecule: messenger RNA, 2245 nt
Organism: Megalops cyprinoides (Indo-Pacific tarpon)
Lineage: Eukaryota; Metazoa; Chordata; Actinopteri; Elopiformes; Megalopidae
Gene: ppat
Product: phosphoribosyl pyrophosphate amidotransferase
Exons: 12
Coding region: 115-1641 (508 amino acids)
Biological process (GO): purine nucleobase biosynthetic process; purine nucleotide biosynthetic process
Molecular function (GO): amidophosphoribosyltransferase activity
Source: RefSeq, a predicted model, not a curated record